UCCAACCAGCGGCGCCACUAGUCUUUACUUUCUUUCCAAGCUCACCCACCUCUCUCACCUCUCACACCCUUACCCUUUUUCUCAAUAUAUAUAAAUCUCCAUUCCCUUCCCCACCCCCACUUUCCCUCUCUCUUCUCUUCUCUUCUUAUUUUAUUCCAAUAACCCAAUCACUCUCUCGCUCUCAAUUGGUUAAUCCUUACAAAAACAAAAACAAAAAAACACAAUGAAGGGUGAAUACGUAGAACAACAUACUAAGAAUGAAACACCACCUAGUAUGUUCUCAAAGCUUCAGCCUCACCCCUUCCAACACCACCCUUUCCAACUCCCCACCGAGGAACCCACCGCUACACCCACAACCGCUCAGAAGGCCAACUCCUCCGGCGGGGGCGACGGCGCCACCAUUGAGGUCGUGCGGCGUCCCAGAGGUCGUCCUCCCGGCUCCAAAAACAAGCCCAAGCCACCCGUUAUCAUAACCCGGGACCCCGAACCCGCUAUGAGCCCCUACAUUCUCGAAGUUUCCGGAGGAAACGACGUCGUCGAUGCCAUCGCGCAGUUCAGCCGCCGCAAGAACAUGGGCAUCUGCGUCCUCACCGGCUCCGGAGCCGUCGCCAACGUCACGCUUCGUCAACCCUCCACCACCCCCGGCGCCACCGUUACUUUCCACGGCCGCUUCGACAUACUCUCCGUCUCCGCCACCUUCCUCCCGCAGCAGUCGCCGCCGGUUCCCAACGGCUUCGCCAUCUCGCUCGCCGGGCCGCAGGGGCAGAUCGUCGGAGGACUCGUCGCCGGCGCGUUGAUCGCCGCGGGGACGGUGUUCGUGAUAGCCGCGUCGUUCAACACCCCCGCGUACCACAGGCUUCCGCCGGAGGAGGAAGGCACCUCCGUCGGGGAUGGACAUUCGCCGGCGGUGUCCGGCGGAGGAGACAGCGGCGGGCAUGGGCAGGCGGAGUCGUGCGGAAUGUCCAUGUACAGCUGUCACUUGCCCUCUGAUGUUAUUUGGGCUCCGACGGCGAGACCACCUCCUCCGCCACCACCUUACUGAUCGAUCAAUCACGAUGCUUCCGUUUCUCUCUUUUUCGAGGUUAAUUAACUUUGAACUAUUGUAAUCAUUUUUAUGUGUUGGUCUGUUUAAUUUGAUUUAGAUGGUGUAGUUGGAAUUAAUCCUUGGUAUUAGUUUAAUUAAGUUUAUAAAUGGAAAGACUAGCUAGUGGUUAGUUACUAUUUGAAGUUAUGUAGCUAGGGUGGUUUCUUUGCGGCGCUAACCAGUAACUAAAUGGAUUGAUCUCCAGCUUCUUCAAUAUCAACUAUUAAGAGUUAUUAAUUGUUUAUUGAGUUUGUUUAAUUAAUGUUAGUGAUGCUCAUAUAUAUAUUUAUAUAUAUGUGAGAAAGUGAAAAGGUGGUACGUUAUUUAUGCUUGUAAGAAAAGGAAAGUCAGAAAUGGGUUAUGCCGGUUACCCUUUCUCUAUCAGCCUUGGGAAUAGGCCAUGAUCUUGUGCAUAUUUUGGGUGAUGGGGUUACCCUGUUCACAUUUGGUCACAAUGUGGUUGGUUGGUUGGUUUUGGUUAGAGUAGAUUUUCGAAAGUGGUUUGGUUGGGGUGUUGCUUUGAAGUUUGGGAGUCUGAGAAUAUCUGAGGACUGACUCUGAUGCUGUGCACAUCUGCACUCACUGCUGUGAAUGGUUAUUGGAAGACGAUAACGCUGUAGCCUCUGAAUGAUGGAGAUGACAAAUUUGCUUUCUUGGUUUAUGGCAGUGGAGAACGUGGCUAGGGUUGUGCCUGCCAGUUUCUUUUCAGCAGUUUUGCUUUGCUUUAUGGAAUAAGUUCUUUCUUCAUAUCACUUCAGAACAACCUCUCACCCUCUCUUCUCAUCUUUAUCUCUCCAUCUCAUUACUUUAUAUCUGAUCUAUCUGUACUUUCUUUUGUCUCUUUCUCAUCGGCCCCUCUGAUAUGCAAUUAAAGAGAAAGAGAAAACUUGAUAAAAUUAAAGACCUCAAUUGCUACAA
This is a messenger RNA of Cajanus cajan (pigeon pea), 2002 nucleotides long. RefSeq names its product Putative AT-hook DNA-binding family protein. The record is from RefSeq and is a predicted model, not a curated record. Gene Ontology annotation, cellular component: nucleus. Lineage: Eukaryota; Viridiplantae; Streptophyta; Magnoliopsida; Fabales; Fabaceae. Gene Ontology annotation, molecular function: DNA-binding transcription factor activity; minor groove of adenine-thymine-rich DNA binding.